AUGACCAGCCUGAAGCGCUCGCAAACGGAGCGGUCGGUCGGGGGCUCGGUCCCCGCCACUGACGAGUUCUACACCCGCCGCUUGCGCCUGCCCAACGGGGGGGCGCCCCCGCCCCGCAGCGAGAGCGCCCACCUGUCCGGGAGCACGCCCGGCGUGCCCAAAAUGGGCGUCCGCGCCCGCGUGGCCGACUGGCCCCCGCGGAAGGACGGGGGCGGGGUGUGGCACAUCACCGUGGAGACGGACUCACCCAGCACGGUGGGCGGCAGCGGGGGGACGCAGAGCAACCUCUCGUCAAAGCUGGGUCACCUCAUCAGCCCCCAGGACUCGUCCAUGCUGAGGAACAUCCAGAACACGCUGAAGAACAAGAUGCACGCGGCCAGCCGCGGCAAGGACAACCGCUUCCUCUCGCCCGAUGGGUACAUGGGGUCGCCGCGCAAGGGCAUGAGACGCAUCCGUCAACGCAGCAACAGCGACAUCACCAUCAGCGAGCUGGACGGUGACGGGGGCGAGCACUGGUCCUUCUCCGGCUGGUCGCCUGUGCACCGCGAGUACGGCAGCACCUCGUCCAUCGACAAGCACGGCGUCUCUGGGGAGAGCUUCUUCGACAUGAUCAAGGGCUACCGCGGGGGCUCCCCGGACCAGCGCAGCCAGGCCCCGGAGAAGCUGGGCGAGCUCCUGACCGUCGCCCACAAGCAGUCGGCCCUGGACCUGCCCGACAGCGGGCCCGCCGGGUCCCAGCGAGGGAGCCCCUCCAGCCGGCUGAAGGAGCGCGAGAAGCCGCCCAAGAGGCGCUCCAAGUCGGAGACGGGCGGGGAGUUCAUCUUCCGCAAGCUGCGAAGCGUCCGGGCGGAGGGUGCCGACUCCAGGGCCGGGUCGGACGCCGAGGACAACCGCUCUGAGGACGGCGGGGGGCCCCCUCCCAAGCCGUGGACCUGCCAGAAGGGCUUCGCCCACUUCGACGUCCAGAGCGUCCUGUUCGACCUGAACCAGGCGGCGCACAGCCGACAGACCGCUGUCAAGCGGAAGAACAUCACCACGGGGGCGUCCGCCGCCUCGGCUGCCUCCGCCUCGCCCUCCCUCUCCUCCCAGGGCGGGAGCGGAGGCGGCUGCAGUUCCCCCUGCGGCAGCCAGGAGGAGCUGAGCGCCAAGGACGGCCCGGGCCUGGACCCCGGAGACGACAAGUCCAACGAACUGGUGCUCAGCUGCCCCUGCUUCCGCAACGAGGUCGGAGGCGAGGGAGAGCGGACCCUCAGGCCCUCCACGCUGGGCAGUAUCGGCAGCGGAGGCUCGGCAGGGGCUGAGGGUGAGGAGGGGCCCCUGGAGGCCCCCGCCAGCCACCACUUCACCAACGCGGGCGUGGCCAUGCUGGAGGCCCCCCGCGAUGGCCAAGGCCUGCACAGCGACCGCGGAAAACAGUACAUCGUGGAGCACGUGGACCUGGGCUCCUGCUACUACAGGAAGUACUUCUACCUGAGAGAGCACUGGAACUACCUGGGCGUUGACGAGACCCUCGGUCCGGUAGCUGUGAGCCUCCGGCGCGAGAAGCUGGAGGACCACAAAGAGCACGGCCCACAGUACAACUACCGGGUCAUCUUCCGCACCAGCGAGCUGACCACACUCCGUGGGUCCAUCUUGGAGGACGCCGUGCCGGCCACCUCCAAACACGGCACUCCCCGUGGCCUGCCUCUGAAAGAGGUGCUGGAGUACCUGGUGCCCGAGCUCAAUGCCCACUGCCUGCGGCUCGCCCUCAACACGCCCAAGGUCACCGAGCAGCUGAUGAAGCUGGACGAACAGGGGCUCAGCUUCCAGCUGAAGGUGGGGGUGAUGUACUGCCAGGCGGGCCAGAGCAGCGAGGAGGAGAUGUACAACAACGAGUCGGCCGGCCCAGCCUUGGAGGAGUUCCUGCAGCUCCUGGGGGACCGUGUGCGCCUCAAGGGCUUCUCCAAGUACCGCGCCCAGCUGGACACCAAGACUGAUUCUACGGGGACCCACUCCCUGUUCACCACUUACAAGGACUACGAGAUCAUGUUCCAUGUGUCCACCAUGCUGCCGUACACACCCAACAACAAGCAGCAGUUGCUAAGGAAGCGGCACAUCGGCAACGACAUUGUCACCAUCGUGUUCCAGGAGCCUGGUGCCCAGCCCUUCACCCCGAAGAACAUCCGCUCCCACUUCCAGCAUGUAUUCGUUGUGGUGCAGGUGCACAACCCUUGCUCUGAAAACACCUGCUACAGCGUGGCGGUCGCUAGGUCUCGAGAUGUCCCUUCUUUCGGGCCGCCCAUCCCCAAGGACGUCACCUUUCCCAAGUCUACCGUGUUCCGGGACUUCCUGCUGGCCAAGGUGAUCAACGGCGAGAACGCCGCCCACAAGUCGGAGAAGUUCCGCGCCAUGGCGACGCGCACACGCCAGGAGUACCUGCGCGACCUGGCGGAGCGUCACGUGACCAACACACCCAUAGACCCCUCGGGCAAGUUCCCCUUCAUCUCGCUGGCGCACAAGCGCAAGGAGAAGAGCCGGCCGUACACGGGGGCCGAGCUACGCAGUCUGGGGGCCGUCACCUGGCCCGUUCACGCCGAGGACCACGGGGCAGGCAGCGAGCUGGAGGCGCUUUUGGCCAUCUCCAACGAGUUCCUCAUCCUGGUGGACCAGGAGGCCAAGGCGGUGGUGUUCAACUGCGCCGUGCGCGAUGUCAUAGGCUGGACGCUGGGGAGCCCCGCCUCCAUGAAGAUCUUCUAUGAGCGCGGGGAGAGCGUGGCGCUGCGCUCCAUCAACAACAACACCGAGGACUUCCGUGAAGUCGUCAAGCGUCUUGAGCUCCUGACGAAGGGCUGCGAGACGUCGGAGAUGACGCUUCGGCGGAACGGCCUGGGCCAGCUGGGCUUCCACAUCAACUACGAGGGCAUCGUGGCGGAGGUGGAGCCGUACGGCUACGCCUGGCAGGCGGGGCUGCGGCAGGGCAGCCGCCUGGUGGAGAUCUGCAAGGUCUCUGUGGCGACGCUGACGCACGAGCAGAUGAUCGACCUGCUGCGCACCUCCGUCUCCGUCAAGGUGGUGAUAAUCCCCCCGCACGAGGACGCCACGCCCCGCAGGGGAUGCUCGGAGUUGAAAAACAUGCCGGGCUCGGACUUCAAGUCGGGCUCGGAGAGCGUCUCGUUCGAAUACAAGUUCCCUUUCCGCAACAACAACAACAAGUGGCAGCGCACGUCGUCCAGCCCACAGCAGUCCCUCACCGCCUCUCCGCAGAGCCACGCAGGCACGCCCAACCGGGCCGUCAGCCUGGGAGGCAGCAUGGGAAAGACCCUGUCCGCUGAGCGGCCCGCCAUCCCCCGCAGCGUUUCCAGCGACGGCCGACCGCUCGACCCCAAGAGGAUCUCUCCCGGCUCAGAGAACUAUGCGCUGGCCUCUUCCAUUCUGAUUGGCCGUUCUCCGCACAACCGCAGCUCUCCCAGCAGCCUCUCCUGUUCCAGCGACACAGGCUCUGCCCACUGGCGGCAGAAGUCCAUGCCUGAAGGAUUUGGGGGUAGCAGACACUCUCCUCUCUCUGUGGAUCGACCUGGCAUUGGGGAGACCAGUGGAAGCGGCAAGUCUACACCCAGCUGGCCUAAGACAGAGGAUGGGGGGGGAGCCAGGGGUGGAGGAGACAGAGGCUCAGCAGACGCCCCUGUCUCCAAGUCUGGACCCCCAUACUCCGGUGGUCCCCGCAUUCAGAGGCAGGAACAGGUGAUUCACAUCUCCCCAAAGAAGAGCAGCCAGGACUCCACGUACUCGGCUCACUCCAGCAGCAACACCCUGUCCAGCUCCAGCUCGGCGCACAGCGAGGAUAAGUGGUACGACAUGGGCGGCGGGGCGGGGCCCUCGGAGCAGCCUGACUCGGAGAUAAACGGUUUCGGCGGCGGGAUCCUGCAGGGGGCGUCCGCCGACAGCGGCAUCGACGCGGCCUCGUACGGGGCCUCGCACAGCAGCACCAGCUCCCUGCUGGCCCCCGGGGCCCCGGGGCCGAGAGAGAGGGCCCCCUCCCCCUGGCACAGCCCCACGGAGGGGGGCCGGCGCAUGCUGGAGAGGUCCCCCCCGGCCGCCGAGUCCCCCGUGCCCCCAGGGGCCGCCGAAGGGCCCACCCGCCCCAAAUCGGCACACCCCCUGAUGAGGGACAGCAGCUCCUACAGCAUCGGGGAAGCUGCGCAUGCCAGCGGCCACAGCUCCCGUCGCAGUUCCCCGCGGGAGGAGAGCGCUACGUCUCCCUCCUCCCAGUCCUCCCUGCCCCCUGGCCCCAAGAGCUUCUACCCCCGCCAGGGGGCCACCAGCAAGUACCUGAUCGGCUGGAGGAAACCCGGUAGCACCAUCAACUCCGUGGACUUCGGCGACACGCGCAAGAGGCACCAGGGGGAGGGGCCUGAGGGAGGGCACCACCAGCAUAGAGCCAGGGACACGGACAGGGAGGGGCAUUCGCCCCAGCACAAGGGCAAGGCCCCCGCCGAGGAGAAACUGAGGAAGCUCAUCACGGUGGACACCCCCACCACCAUCAGGGUGGAGACCGAGAUUUCCUCUCCAGGCCCCGGGCCUACCCGCCGCUCGCUCCACCGCACCCUGUCGGAUGAGAGUAUCUACCGCGGCCAGCGGCUGCCCUCCAUGGCGGACUCUGUGCUGGAGGAGGCCCUGGGCAGCGACAUGCUGUUCGGCUGCUCCACCGUGCCCCGCUCGCCCACCACUCGCGGCGUUCCCCUCCGCCGGCCCUCCUACAAGCUGGGCGUUGCCCUGCACGGUGACCUCUCGGCUUCCGACACCUCCCUGGCUGACCUGCAUGAUCGCCGUAGGCAACCGCCAAAGGACCUGAACCUCAUGCCCCUUCCAGACUCCGACAUGGACAGCGGUCUGGACUGGACACACCUGGUGGACGUGGCCAAGGCCUUUGAAGGCCGAAGUACAUCAUUCUUCUCUACCCGAGACCUGAGCCAGAGAAGAGGAAGUGCUGCCGCCAUCUCCCAGCAGGCCGAGCUGCUGCCCACCAUGCCCUCCCGUCCUUCCCAUUCCCAUGGUGAGCCCUCUGGUGGCUUGGCAGGGAAGGUCACCCAGCUGGAGGCCUUGGUGAAGAUGCUGCAAGAGGAUCUGAAGAAGGAGCGUGAGGAGAAGGCUAAACUGCAGGCCCAGAUUCAGACCCUGUGGGAGGAUAACCAGCGGCUACAGGAGGAGGCCCAGAACGCUGCCGCCAAACUCAAGAAGUUCACCGAGUGGGUCUUCAACACCAUCGACAUGAACUGAACCCCGUGGCCCACGGCCCCCCUGAGGAGGAGUAAGAGCAGAGGGAGGAGGAAGAGGAUUGGAGAGCAGCCAUUUUGUUCCACUGUGUCUUGUCUGGGUUACCUAUCCAGCCCCACUCUGCCCGUCCCCUAGAGCGUUAGCCACUGUGGCUGUCACUGACGAAUAUUCUCUCAUUUUCUUAUUUCUCAGGAGGUGAACCUUGUUGACUAGGUCUUGCUGCCUGGUUGUGGUUCCUGCACGGUCAUUUCAAAGCAAUGAUUAUUCCAGAAUCAAUCGAGUGGUUGGGACAUUUUAAUGAAGACUGACCUGCCUCAAACACCUGGGGCCUUACUUCCAUCUUCCUGACUUGUUUUCCCCUCUUUCUUUUCCUUCUGUUGUUUUCUUCCGUUGUUUUCUUCCUUCCUGGCCCGGAAAAAUGACCUGUUCUGUCUUGCCAUAGGCACUUCCAUCAUUCUCUUACUACCAUGGAAACUUCUAGGCUUUUGAUCCAGCCAGCUCUUGUUACCACGGACAGCCUGUGCUUAAUACUGUGGAAAAUGCCGGACUUCAGAACCAGUCUACUCUUAAAUCCCAACCUAAGAGGUGUUCUACUAGGCUGCCAGAGUGCAGGAACACUUUGGAACAGGCUUCAUACGGAAUCAUCCCAUGUGUUACUCUCCAACUGACAAUCAAGUCUCUAUUUUUCUUUCUCUCUCUGCCUCUCUUGCUCUCUCUCUCUUUGCCUCUCUCUCUCACUCUCUCUCUCUUUCAUAUUCCUGAAGGUGUACAGUUUGAAGAUCGGUCCUUGAUGUGGAGACCUGAUUGGUAAUUGUCUCUGUCGGUUCAUUAGGAGACUUCAGAAGGGAGGGGUGUGUUGGGGGCUAGCCUCCCUGAGAGAGAUGGCAGCUACCUGUAUAUGUGGUGACAUACCUGACUUACAAUAGUUUAGUUCCAGAGUGCAUUUCGUCAAUGCAGCUCUGUGCUGUGAUGUCACACGGAAUAAUAAUGACAUGGACAUUCCAGUCAGACGUCAUACCUAAUCGUGUGGAAAAACACAUUGUUCUGGGAUGCCACAAGGCAGUACUGAAUGUUGAUAAUCAAAUGUAAUAGGUAAUGAAAUAGUACCUUUAAAAAGGGAAAAGAGCUCCUAGGUGUGUUUUAAUUCCAAAAGUGGAGUAUCUGUACAAGGCUAUUGACUCCAAUGUAAGCAAUCUGACAUCUUCAGUCUGUGGUAUAGGGUACUGAGGAGAGACCUCCCUCUGCCUGGCCAUCUCCAAGAAUGUGAAUUUAUUGAGCAAUGAUGUGUGGAUAGUUUCAGAUUAAUUUAUUUCUUUGUAUAAUAUAUAAUUCCAAGUUGUCCUACACGUUCACCACAGCUAAAUUCUCUGUAUAGUUCUAGUUCAUUUAGAAGGGUUAGUCUUGAUUUCAGUAGCCAUUUUAGUUUUUUAAAAAUAAUUAUUGAGUUGAAUGUUUUUUUUUGGUAUUUGUAUAGCUUGUGGUUGCGGUGCCCGAUUCUUAGCCUUCUGUUGUGUAGCUACAGGGCCAUCUAGCGUUGAUUAUCAGACAUGACACUAGUCAAAAUCAGUCUGCACCGAUCCGAUCCACAUUCAUAUGAGAGCCGAUUGAUCCAAGAUUGGCUGUGAAUCGUCCAGGCAAAGGUUCUCUGGUAUCCCCAGACAGCACACUGAUAACUGCUACAUAAGGCCGAUGCAGGUGCCCUGUUGCUUUUUGUCUGUGGGAGGUUUGCCAUCAUAUGGAGAUAGUUUGACCAGUGGGAAGUAUCACAGAAAACAUUAUAUUAAACAAGUACUAAACAAAACUGAUUUUUUUUCUUUGCAAAACAAAAUUACCUGCAAUGUUUUCCCUGUUUGUCUCAAACUCAAAAUUUUUCCUUGCAAUAUUUAUUUCCUAGUUUUGCUUGACAAUAUUGACACAAAUAUGUGACAAAAGUAUGACGUUUCCUUUAUUUUUGACACAACUCUGAUUCCAUAACCAAAGUAGCUGCAACAUCUUCUCAAUGGACAAACUACCUCCACGCUCCCUCUGCCAGAGUGCGACACAGCAUCUACGUCAGUCUUACGUAGAGCUGUCCCGUCAGGGUCUCCUCUGACUCUGUUCAGCGCUUCUGUUCUAACCCAGGAUGAACCACCUGCUCAUGCAUGUUUUAUGCCCCGUGGUGUCAAAUUACUGCCAUUACAUUUCUAAAGAGAGAACUUUGAAACUUCUACUGGAAAAUAAAUGGACUCGAACAGUCGGCAUUAAAAUGCAAAGAACAAAUGUUGGGGCAUCUAAUAUUCAUGAGAUAUGUCAUUGCUGAGGAAACAUAGCCAGGUUUCUGGUUUCUGAGAGGCUGCAGUUGGGCCAGUGCUUGCAGUUACGCGACACGGUGUGGCUGUCGGAUUGACUAUGUGAAAUGGCUCAGGUAGGCCUGAUAGGGCCACAAGGCAAUGCUGUGUAACUCCUCAAUGGCUAAAACUCACAGCAUUUCAUCCUAGUGGCCUGUCACACGACUUUUAAGUUCAUUGUAAAUAUUGUGACGUUCUGGUGUUUUUCAGUUCCCCCAUUACUUCUGGCCAAUGGAGUGAUUAAGUAGUCAGCACAUAAUUGAAUUUCCAUGGUUAAUCAAGGCUUUAUACGCUUGUUGGUUGAACAGCAUGCUGUGAAAUUCAUAGCGUCCAAGUUUAUGGUAUAUCGUGCGUGAGCGUCAUGGUCGAAUAUUUAUUAAGAUGAAGAAGUUAGCAAUUUUUUCAAUUUCUUUGAAAUUCUGUCCAAGUCUGGGAUAUAAAAUGGACAGGUUUUAAGCCAAGGUAUGAAUACUGGUUCUGUUUUAAGAAUCAUGAGAGAUGGGAGAACCCUUUUCCUGUUUUCAUAUUGCUGUCAUGACAAAUCAAGAGGGUCUUGUGAACACUUUUCAGAGGAUUGAGUGCACACUUCUAAAGAUCAAGUGAACACUUUUCAGAAGGUUGAAUGCACACUUUACAGGGCCAAGUCAACACUUUUCAGUUAGCCAAAAGAAAACUCCGGGUCACUAGUAUCCUAUGUUUGAUUUUCCAACAGCCAUGUAAUAUUAGCAAAUAUUUGUUUUAUUUCUCUUUUCAUUUCAAAUUGUCUUUCUGUAAAGUGUGAAUAAAUAAAUAAUUGAAUUCCCAUGAAUAGUAGUCCUAUUUCACACAAGUGAGUUGUAUUUGUUUUUAGUGAAAUUGAGCUUUGUUGAUUCUCGGCGAACAUGCUUAUUAUUUGUUUUAAUUGUUUGUUCUGUUUGCUAGAUAACUCUGCCUUUAAGACUUAAAAUGUGAAUGUUUAUUUUUUCAGUUGAAUUUUAUUUGCACAUGGUAUAUUUUGUACAAAUGAUUAUUACGAUUAGGUAGAAAAGAAACUUCAGCUGUUGCAGUUUUAAUUCAGUUUUCCUCUUCUAAGUAGUAGUGGCCUCAGUGUGGUUUCAGAAACGUCUGCUACUGAUUGGACAAUGUAGACAGGACUGCUGCUUCCUGUUUGUGAUGCAUAUUAAACCGCGACGUUGGGUGUGUUACCUGUAUCUUUCUCCCAAGUGAAUAUGUCUUUCAAAAAUCUUGUUUGAAUGAUAUGUGCAUUUAAAAGAAUAUAAUUAAUGAAGUAUUGUUUACAUAUUCUAUUACAUUUUUUGUAAGAUGUAGAGGUUAAAAAAAAAGAAUACAUUUGAAGUGAUCACAGUAUUAAUGGUUCUUAAAAAAAAGACUGAGGUGCUGUAAUUUUUGACAUGUGGUCAACAGACAAGUUUUUGCUUGCUGUCAGAUAUGAGGUGUUUACUGCCAUUGCUCACUAGAUCAAUAAAUUAAUUUAUAUGCUUUUAGGACAA
Messenger RNA from Conger conger (European conger), 9070 nucleotides. RefSeq names its product signal-induced proliferation-associated 1 like 1 (gene sipa1l1). NCBI's taxonomy places the organism in Eukaryota, Metazoa, Chordata, Actinopteri, Anguilliformes, Congridae. Gene Ontology annotation, molecular function: protein binding; GTPase activator activity. The record is from RefSeq and is a predicted model, not a curated record. Bases 1 to 5256 code for a protein of 1751 amino acids. Gene Ontology annotation, biological process: activation of GTPase activity; regulation of small GTPase mediated signal transduction. Gene Ontology annotation, cellular component: cytoplasm. The transcript is spliced from 20 exons.